This is a messenger RNA of Anolis sagrei ordinatus, 1877 nucleotides long. RefSeq names its product cysteine sulfinic acid decarboxylase (gene CSAD). Gene Ontology annotation, biological process: carboxylic acid metabolic process; taurine biosynthetic process. Gene Ontology annotation, cellular component: cytoplasm. Gene Ontology annotation, molecular function: pyridoxal phosphate binding; sulfinoalanine decarboxylase activity. Lineage: Eukaryota; Metazoa; Chordata; Lepidosauria; Squamata; Anolidae. The record is from RefSeq and is a predicted model, not a curated record.
CAAUCCCUAAAAAGUGAUCAGGCUGAAAACGUGUUCAGUACUAUGUAGGGUUAGUGCUGUGAGUGAUUCCAACUGUGCAAAGAAGUGGACCUAACAUCUUGCAUGAGUAAGCUUUCUGUGUGCAGCCAUGAAUUCUUUCUGACACAGAGCACCUAAGUCCUAGUCUCCAGGAGAGAGCAAGAGCAAGGUUGUUUGAUAUCCAAGAAGGGGACGGCCACAGAGACAGACUGCAAACAGAGAGCUGUUUAGAAGGUGUAGGUAAUAAUGGCAGAAGAUGCUCUGUCACAUCCUGCCUUGGACAAAGAGUCUGGGGAGCAGUUUCUUCAGGAAGCAUUCCAGGUCCUGAUAGAAGAAGGUGUGAAAAAGGGGAUGGAUGUCUCUGAAAAGGUGUGUGAUUGGAUAGAGCCCGAGGAACUGAAACAAAUUCUGGACCUUGAUCUAAGAGAAAGUGGGGAACCAAAUGAGAGGUUGUUGGAGCGUUGCCGAGAUGUUAUCAGAUAUAGUGUGAAAACAUGUCAUCCACGCUUUUUUAACCAAUUGUUUUCAGGGCUUGAUCCACAUGCUUUGACUGGACGUUUCAUCACAGAGAUGCUGAACACUAGCCAGUACACUUAUGAAAUUGCCCCUGUCUUUGUUCUGAUGGAGGAAGUGGUGCUGAAGAAGCUGAGGGAACUGAUUGGCUGGGAGAGAGGAGACGGAAUAUUCUGUCCUGGGGGAUCAAUCUCCAACAUGUAUGCCAUGAAUGUGGCUCGGUACCACUGCUUCCCAGACUGUAAACAGAAGGGAACUUGGGCAAUACCAAAGUUGGCAAUGUUCACAUCACAAGAGAGUCACUACUCAGUCCAAAAAGGAGCAGCUUUCUUGGGCAUUGGCACAGACAAUGUCUACUUUGUUGCAGUGGACGAAAAAGGGAAAAUGAUCCCAGCUGACCUGGAGAAACAAAUCAGCCGGGCCAAAUCUGAGAAAGCAUUUCCCUUCUUUGUCAAUGCCACUUGUGGCACCACAGUUCUAGGAGCCUUUGACCCCGUGGCAGAGAUUGCAGAAGUUUGUGCAAGGCACAGGAUCUGGCUCCAUGUGGAUGCAGCAUGGGGUGGCAGUGCCCUCCUCUCACAAAGGCAUCGGCACCUUUUGGAUGGAAUCAAGAGGGCCGAUUCAGUGACGUGGAACCCCCACAAAAUGCUCAUGACUGGCCUGCAGUGUUCUGCCUUCUUGCUUCACGAUAGCACUGGUCUACUACAAAGGUGCCACUGUGCCAAGGCGACCUAUCUAUUCCAGACUGACAAGUUCUAUGACACAGCUUAUGAUGGGGGUGAUCAAACCAUCCAAUGUGGACGCAAAGUGGACUGCCUCAAGCUGUGGCUGAUGUGGAAAGCCAAUGGUACCAAGGGCUUGGAACAGAGAGUAGACAGGGCAUUUGCCUUCACCAGGUAUAUGACCAAUGAGAUUAAGAAGCGAGAAGGUUUUCAGCUGGUGAUAGAGCCUGAGUUUAUCAAUCUUUGUUUUUGGUAUGUGCCACCAAGUCUACGGGGACAGGAGGGUUGCACCGACUAUUCCCUGCGACUUGGGAAGGUUGCUCCUGUGAUCAAGGAGAGGAUGAUGAAGAAAGGAUCUAUGAUGGUGGGCUAUCAGCCACAGGGCAACAAAGUCAACUGCUUCCGCCAGAUUGUCACCAAUCCAGCAGUCACCAAAGAAGACCUGGACUUCUUUCUAGAUGAGAUUGAGAGGCUUGGCAAAGAUCUGUAGCAGCUAAAUUUUAUUCCCUUCUCCUUGCAGCUCAGAGCUGUGGACCCUGACAAAGAUGGGACAGACUCCCUUUGAAAUCCAGCAUUCUAUAUUUUCUUUCUCCAUUUUGUUUUUUUUUUUCUGCAUGACCUUUG